CACCGACAACAUUGAAAUGUCAAGAAAUGAUCGAAACCUGACGUCUCUCUCCACUCUCCAUUCUCCACACAAGUGCCACUAUACAUAUGUAUUGUACACAUUUACAUGAUAGAGAUUUCAGAUCUGAAUCUAUCAGAGAUUGAAGAAGCCAUUUUCUUACUCCAUUUUGAAAGUUUCAUUUGAACUUCGGAAAAACUACUUCACACCCACCCGAAGAACCUUCUAAUUGAUUAGUGUAUUUAAGCAAAAUGCAUUGUGAGUUAUAGGCGUUCACCUUUUCUUGGAAACUAAUCAUAAGUCAAGAUUUUUACCAUAACGGGCCCACUUUUACAUCAAUUCAACUGGGAAUGAUCGAUCUACCUGGGGAAUAAGAACUUGAACACAUUUGAAUUUGAAAUUUCGAGCUUCUGAAGCACUAAUUCAAUCUCGCAUACGAGACAAGAUUUAAGGAAAAUCAUCAUGUUUAAGCAAUCACCACGUCGGAACCAGAGAAACAAAGGAUUUAAAGUGAAGCAUGUUCUCCAAUUAUGUGUGGUUCUCGGAGUCUGCAUCUGGCUGCUUUACCAAGUGCAGCACUCCCGUGACAAGAAGGCAUCAUAUGAAGAAACGACAAGAAUUUCAGAGAAGGUAAAGGAUGGGAAGGAUAUUAUCAAGUUGGGGAGAAAGGAUCUUCAACCUCGGCAUGAAGAAACAGAUAUUGAAGAUGAGAAGCAGAAAGAGGAGCCAGGAGACGAGAGGAUGCACUUUGAUGAUGAAAACAAGCCAGAGGAUCAAGGGCAAGAUCGAGAAAAAAUAGAAGAAGAAGGUGAGGAUAGAGAGGCUUCUGUAAAUGGAGAAAAGAAGAUGGAGUUGGGAACCGAGAAAGAAAAAGAAGAGUUGAAUGGGGAGAAGGAAAAUAAUGAGGCUGAAGAUAGCAAUGGGAAAGACACUGAAGAGAAGGACGAAGAUGGCCAUAGAGCGGAUGGUGAAGGGAAGGACACUGGAGAAGAAGAGAGUGAAAGAAGCAGCGAAGAACAAGUUGGAGAGAGAAGUGAAGAUAAAAAAGGUGAAGAGGAGAACCGAGAACAGGAUAUGAAAGAAGAGAAGGGCAUGAAUAAUGCAAAUGAAGGGGUGAGUAAUGAAGAAAAGGGAAAUCAGGAAAAAGACGAUGCAGAAACUGAUAUUAAAGAAGAGGAUAGUGGAAAGGUAGAGAAUGAAGAGACAAAGGAAGAGACAGGGAGCAAUGAGCAGGGAAAUGAGGAAAUGGAGGAAAAAAGCGAGAGAAAGGAGGAGAAAGCAAGUGAAGAAACACAGAACGGGACUGAAGAGAAGGGAGUUACACAAGACGAGAAGAAUGGAAGUGAAGAUAAAGGGACAGAAGAGAGAAAUGGAGGGGACAAUGGACAAGAUAGUGAAGACAUGGAAGGAAACAACAAAGCAGAUGAGGAAAAAGGUGGUGGAACUGACAAAUUAGGUUCCUCUGAGGGUGAGACUCAUGACAGAACUGAUGGGACUAAUGAGGUGAAAGAGGAGAAUUCAAAGGGAGAAAACACCUCUGUUGACGAGGUUCAGAAUUCUCAAAAAUACGAGAAUGUUACCAAUGCUAAUUUAAGUGGGAAGGAGAAAACCAAAAACACGGAACUAAAUGAGUUAGAGGAAAAUAAGAAUAAUAAUUCCGAGGCAACCAAUGGAAAUGAGAAUGAAGUGGGCUUAAAUGACCAAGAUAGUGGGAUAACUGAGAAAAGUGUUUCUUCAAAUGUGGGGGCCACUGGAGUCACAAGUGAUGAACACGCAGAUUCAGGGCACAACCCUGAUUCUUCAGGAGGAACAUCUGAAGUUAAGGAACAAGAUCAAGUUAAUGAUAACUCUACCUCUGAUUCCAUUCAAAAAGAAAACAAAACACCGGAGAACAUUGUUCCUCGUGAAGAUGGGACACAAAAUGAGCAAACUGAGAAAAACUAUACUGAGAAUGAGAAAUCAGGUUCUGAUUCAACUCAAACCUCAGCAAUUGAAAAUGUGAGCAUGGCUAAUGGAGAUUCAAAAGGUUCUUCUGACAAAACAGAAUCUGUUGUAUCUGAUGGACAAAAUGGAGAUACGAAGACUGCUGAAGGUAUAGAAAAAAAUUCUGAAACGUCAGGUGGAAGUGAGGGUGAUAACGCAGUCAAACAACAGAAGGCUGGUAGUGAUGGUAUGGAUUCAGGCCAAAAUAGAUCUGAAGAUCCUUCAGAUACUUCAAGCUCAUCAAAGGAGGAGGCAUCUCCUGGCUCAAAUGGAAAUGCUGAUUCUGUUGUGCAUGAUGAAAAUAAUUCCUCCAGUUCUUCACUUCCUCAAGAAGAGAAGGAAGCUCGCACCGACCUAGGAACUCUUCCAGACUCUGAAACCAAAGGUAACAACCAUGAUGCAGUUGCCAAGUGACGUUUAUAAUAUUUUCUUGGUCGAUGAUUUGUAAUCACGAAGGAUUUUGCUUUAUAUUCUUUCCUUUCUUCUACCAAUUGUGAAAGCAAAUGUUAAAAUAUGUGAAGUCUUAUUUCUGUUGACGAAUCAUUACGUGGCUUAAAUGUACAACGCACAUAGUGUCGGUAUUGCAGAUGUACUUUGCCUAGCUAUUCAAUCAUUUUUACGUAUCAGAGCCAUUUCUUUA
Molecule: messenger RNA, 2620 nt
Organism: Olea europaea var. sylvestris
Lineage: Eukaryota; Viridiplantae; Streptophyta; Magnoliopsida; Lamiales; Oleaceae
Exons: 2
Coding region: 460-2394 (644 amino acids)
Source: RefSeq, a predicted model, not a curated record